Molecule: messenger RNA, 826 nt
Organism: Ostrinia nubilalis (European corn borer)
Lineage: Eukaryota; Metazoa; Arthropoda; Insecta; Lepidoptera; Crambidae
Gene: Syx17
Exons: 3
Coding region: 163-621 (152 amino acids)
Source: RefSeq, a predicted model, not a curated record
GAUGUCAAGGUUGACGUUCUUCGUUACGCAGCGAACAAUGUUAUUUUUGUGAAUUAUUUUAUUUUUAUUGUAUAACCAGAGCCAGUGCUUUGCAAAUAGUUCUUACUUAAAGUAUGGCUACGUGAAAAAUAUAAUUUUUGUUACUUAUACUUUGUGUUCACAAUGGAGGAGACAAACAAACUUCCGCUGAAGCGUGUGGAACUUCCACUAUCGAAGUUUAAUGAAGUAGCUAUUCCACACCAUCUCGACUUAUUGCGACAACACAAAACGAAUAUUAUUAAGUACGAAGAGGCGGGCGAGUGGGUGCGCGUGCGAGCCGAGCAGACGAACGCGCGGCGAGUGGCGGCGCAGCUGCGGACACUACUCGGCGAGCUGGAGGCGCUGCGGCGCCAGGUGCGCGCGCCCGACCUGCGCCGCUUCGACGCGCUCACGCAGCGCUCCAGGGACCUCACGCUCAAGGCGAUCGUCGACUACUUAGGUAACGUGGCGGCCAGCUGCGGACACUACUCGGCGAGCUGGAGGCGCUGCGGCGCCAGGUGCGCGCGCCCGACCUGCGCCGCUUCGACGCGCUCACGCAGCGCUCCAGGGACCUCACGCUCAAGGCGAUCGUCGACUACUUAGGAGUAAUAGAAAGCAGUUGUAGAUCGAUUGUUUCUGAAAGCAGAUCAUCCUUGCGCAGUGGUAAGGCAAUAGUAGCAAAUGAUCAUGAAUUAGUGUGAAUUAAACCUUAACAAACAUUAAUUGUAAAUAUUUUCGAGAUUUGAAAGCAUGACUGUAAAACGUUUUUGUGGAUUUAAUCAACGCUCACCUAUUUGCUUUGACAAAA